AUGCCCCGGGGACUGGACAUUCGGGAGUACUGGAAGCUGCUGGACAUGGUUGUCCGGCAGAUCAUCUUCGGCGGCAAGGGCAUCGACCCCACCUUCUCGGAGAAGUACCAGAUCGACAUCAACACCAUCAUCAGCGAGUUCGCCGACAAGUCCAAGCUCCAACACCUGGAGCAUGCUCACGAGCAGCUGAUCAAGGAGAAGGAGAAGCUGGACUCCUCGUGGGCCGACACCUUCGACAGCAUGCAGACCGAGAACAAGAAGAAGAUCGCCGAUCUGGAGGCCACCAUCGGGGCCAAGGAGGCCGAGCUGCUGACCGCCGUGGCCGCCGCCGCCGAGAGUGCCCCCUUGAAGGUGGCCAUCGAGGCGCUGAAGGCCGACAAGCAUGACGAAGCGACCAAGGCCCUGGAAAGCGCCGGCCUGAGCCUGGACCUCAUCAAGAAGGUGGUCCCGGCUGGGACGGGGCCCGCUGGGCCGGGUGGGGCGCCGCCGCCGCCGGCCCCUGGUGGUGGUGGCCCGCCGCCGCCGCCGCCGCCGGGCCCGCCGCCUGGCAUGGGUGGCCCGCCGCCGCCGCCGCCGCCGGGCCCGCCGCCGGGGAUGGGCGGUCCGCCGCCGCCGCCGCCUCCGCCGCCGCCGCCCGGCAUGGGUGGCCCGCCGCCGCCUCCGCCGCCGCCGCCGGGGAUGGGUGGUCCGCCGCCGCCUCCGCCGCCGCCGGGGAUGGGUGGCCCGCCGCCGCCGCCGGGGAUGGGCCCGCCGGGGCCGCCUCCGCCGCCGGGGUUCGGUGGCCCGCCCCCUCCGCCGGGGUUCGGUCCGGCGCGGCCGGCCGGGCCGAAGAUCGCCCCGAAGGGCAAGAUGCGCCAGUUCCACUGGGACAAGCUGCCGGAUCGCCUGAUCAAGAACACCUUCUGGAGCGAUCGCGCCAUCGAUUACGACCGGUACAUCAAGCUCUUCAACUUCUCCGAGUUUGAGGACACCUUCACCGCCAAGCAGGCGGCUCCGCUCAAGGAGGCGGCCGACAAGCCGAAGAAGGAGGAGAAGAUCUCGGUGCUUGAUUCCAAGCGGUCGUACAACUGCUCCAUUAUGCUUGGUAACAUCAAGAUGCCCUUCGAGAAGAUCAAGCUGGCCGUCCUGUCGGCCGACGACGAGACCCUCAGCGACAACCACUAUGUGCAGCUGCUGAACUACGUGCCGAAUGACGAGGAGUCCAAGGCGCUGGAGCCGUUCGCCGAAGACCCGUCCAAGCUGGACAGCGCGGAUCUCUUCUUCCUGACCAUGCUGACGGUGCCGCGGUAUGAGCAGCGCCUGAAGUUGCUGCUCUUCCGGCGCACCUUCCCGGACAAGUCGAAGGAGAUCCGGCAGAACCUGGACGCCAUCAUGGCCGCCUGCCGGACGCUCAAGGCGUCGAAGCACUUUGGCACGCUGCUGGAGCUGAUCCUUGUGUUCGGGAACUUCAUGAACACCGGCACGGCCAAGGGCAAUGCCAAGGGCUUCCGGCUGUCGUCCAUGCACAAGCUGGUGGACACCAAGUCGGCCAACAACCAGCAGACCCUGAUGCAGUACAUCAUCACCCUGCUGGAGCAGCAUAUGCCGGAGUUGCUGACCAUCACGGAGGACCUGCAGGCUUGCGAGGCUCCGACCCGCAUCACGUACAGCUCGCUGCAGGCGGACAUCGCCGAGGUGCGGCUGGGUCUGCGGCUGCUGGAGAACCAGCUGAAGAUUGUCACCGACAAGGGCGAGGACAAGAACCCGCCGGAGAAUGACCGCUUCUACGAGGUGUUCUUCCCCUUCUCGCAGGAGGCCGGCAAGGACUUCGAGGACAUCACCAAGCGCCAGGAGCGCCUGGACUCCUUCUACAAGGAGAUCCUGGCCAUGUAUGGCGAGGACCCGGCCAUGCAGCCGGAGGAGUUCUUCGCCCAGUUCAACACCUUCCUGCAGCUGUUCAACCAGGCUCGCGAGGAGAACAAGAUCCGGGCGGCUCGCGCGGCCCAGGCCGAGCGCGUGGCCGCCGCCCAGAAGGAGAAGGAGCUCAAGCGCGCCGAGGAGGAGGCCAAGCGCAAGGUCAUCACCGAUCUGAGCGAGGCCCAGGAGGACGACAAGCACCUGCUGGAUGGGAUUCUCGAGUCGCUGGCCAGUGGCGAUGCCUUUGGCGCCAAGUCCCGCCGGCGCCGGAACAAGGACGCCGAGCAGGCCCCGGAGCUGGGGGCCGGGGCCGACGUUGACGCCAUGCUGGAGAACCUCAACCUGGACUUCUAGUUUCCCGCCUCCAGGUCCGGGGUGUAGUGCCUCUGUCUCCCGCCUUUGUGUGUCUGUCUGGCCGUGUGUGUGCGUGUGUGUGUGUCUGUCUCCCUCUCCGGGUGGGGAGGGGCGGCGGCCCGUGCGUGCAUAUGGCAGCUGCGUUUUGCGGCCUCGGUUGCCGAGGGGGGGGGCUGGCUGUGCCACCUCCUCUCAAGGCGGCAGUGAGGGCGAGGGUGCCUGUCUGCACACAUACACACACAUACACAUGCACACUCUUUCUCUCUUAUGCUCCGCACCCUCGCUCUCCUCUGCUCUCCCCCCCCUCCCCCACCCUCCACGCAUGCACACCCCCGUGCGCGUGGUUGUGCGUGUGUUUCCCGGCACCUGUUGGGACUCUCGCCGCACACGCCCGGGAGGCCGCGCGUGCAAGGUGCGGCGCGGCGGGGGAGCGGGAGGAGGGCGCGGCGCCAACCCGGGCAGGGGCACCUGCUCGUCCGCUCUCUCUGUCCCCGUCUUUUCCAAUAUACACUUUCCCU
This is a messenger RNA of Fonticula alba, 2768 nucleotides long. RefSeq lists its product as hypothetical. Bases 1 to 2250 code for a protein of 749 amino acids. Lineage: Eukaryota; Rotosphaerida; Fonticulaceae. The record is from RefSeq and is a predicted model, not a curated record. The transcript has 3 exons.